Messenger RNA from Miscanthus lutarioriparius, 1740 nucleotides. The record is from the annotation of a GenBank genome assembly. Lineage: Eukaryota; Viridiplantae; Streptophyta; Magnoliopsida; Poales; Poaceae.
AUGCUUGCCAUGGCUUCGCUCUGCCCCUUGUCCGCCGCGCCGACUUUCCCGCGCGCUCGUCGUGCCGCAAGCUUCAGGAGCCCCGCUUCCUGGAGCGGCCUCGCCGCGACCGCGAGCAAUGCCAGUGUCUGCGGCUGUGGACUUCUGCCCACCGGAGGCUACGCGAGGCUGCAGUCGCGGUUAAGGAGCCCCGUGCGCGCCAAGAUCGACGAGGCGGGCAAGGACACGGGCGCCGGUCUCGGCUUUCCCCCGCCCCGCCGCAGGAAGCUGCUCCUGCGCCUGCGGCCGCGGAUGCGCCUCCUGUGGUGGCGGCUCCGGCGGCUGUCGCCGCGGGAGCUCGCGGCCGACGCCGGGACCGCGCUGCGGCGCGCCGUCCGCCGCGUGCCCACCGCGGCCGCGGCGCCGGUCGUCCUGGCGCUGCUCCUCGCCGCCGCGCGGCUCGCGCUGCCCAAGAACGUGGCCCGGGAGGUGGCCUACUCGGACCUCGUCGUGGGGCUCCGCGAGGGCGCCGUGGCCGCCGUCGCGUUCGAGGAGGACUCGCGCCGUAUCUACUUCAGCAAGAAAGAUGGGGACGACGGCGGCUCCGACACGAGCGAGACCGGUGAGAGCGCUGCUGUGGCGGCGCCGAAGUGGCCGUACUACGCGCGGAGGGUGCCGCACGAUGAGGGCUUCCUGCUCGGGCUAAUGCGGGAGGGCGGGGUGGACUACCGGUCGGCGCCGCGGCCUGCUGGGAAGCUGCUGGUGGACAUGCUGAGCACGCUGCUCACGCUCUGGGUCUCGCUGGUGCCCAUGAUGUGGUUCAUACAGCGGCAGAUGUCUGGUGGGGGCAGUGGUGACAAGCGACGCAAACCGAGGAAGCAGAUGGUGGGCUUUGACGAAGUUCAGGGUGUAGAUGAAGCGAAGGAGGAGCUUGUUGAGAUAGUGAGCUGUCUGCAUGGUUCACUGAACUACAAGAAGCUUGGAGCAAAAUUGCCCAGGGGUGUUCUGCUUGUUGGCCCUCCUGGAACUGGGAAGACUCUGUUAGCAAGGGCAGUUGCAGGAGAGGCUGGAAUUCCUUUUUUCUCUGUUUCUGCUAGUGAGUUUGUUGAAGUUUUCGUUGGACGAGGUGCAGCCCGAGUCAGGGAUUUGUUCAAGGAGGCCAAAGAAGCUGCCCCAUCAAUCAUUUUUAUUGAUGAACUUGAUGCCGUGGGUGGAAGUCGAGGUAGAAGUUUUAAUGAUGAGAGGGACCAAACUCUAAACCAGCUGCUUACCGAAAUGGAUGGUUUUGACUCGGACAUGAAAGUUAUUGUCAUGGCUGCUACUAACAGGCCAAAAGCACUGGAUGCUGCUCUUUGUCGACCUGGCCGCUUCUCCAGAAAGGUUGUUGUUGGUAGGCCUGAUGUGGAGGGCCGCAAAAAGAUUCUGGCUGUUCAUCUAAGGGGUAUUCCUUUGGAAGAGGAUCCUGAAAUAAUUAGUGAUCUGGUUGCUAGAGUAACCCCAGGAUUGGUCGGUGCAGAUCUAGCAAACAUUGUUAAUGAGGCUGCUCUACUAGCUGCACGAAGAGGUCGAAAUACUGUGUCCCGGGAGGAUAUUAUGGAUGCAAUUGAGAGGGAGAAAUACGGGGUCAACGGGAGACAAGAAACUGAUGAUUCUGAAAGGCAAGGCCUCACCAAGUUAUUUCCAUGGCUACCUAAAUCUGGAAAUAAACCAUCAAGCCCUGAUGAUUUCCGAGGACUGAUGGGUUAUCAUACAUUAAGCUAA